CUGUAUCUCUCUAAAAAGCAUUGGUCUCACUCUUUCUCUCUCUUAAAAGCAUUGGUGGCUUCGUAUCUGGUUUUGUGAGACAUGUCAAUAGCAGCACUAAAAACGACAACAACCUUGAAACAAAGAAAGGGGGUAUUACUACAUGAAAAUAGGAAAUCUGGCCAAUUCCUUUAUCUCCCACCAUCCGUUAAAAUUUGCAAAUUCAAUGAGCUAUAGCAGCUAGCUUGGAUAUACUAGGAAUACUUUUAUAGGGUGUGUGAUCAGUUAUCAGGGAAAAUGUGUGAUCAGUUAUCAGGGAAAAUGACGAGGAAGAAAAUUCAGAUUAAGAAGAUCGACAACACGACGGCAAGGCAGGUGACUUUCUCAAAGAGGAGGAGGGGGCUUUUUAAGAAAGCUUUUGAGCUCUCUACUCUCUGCGAUGCUGAUAUUGCUCUCAUAGUCUUUUCUGCAACUGGAAAGCUCUUUGAGUACGCCAGCUCAAGUAUGCAGCAGGUAAUUGAAAGACAUAAUCUACACUCAGAUAAUCUUGGAAAAAUGGACCAACCGUCUCUUGAGUUGCAGCUUGAGAACAGUACCUCCUACACCAUGUUGAGCAAGGAAAUUGAGGAGAAAACACGUGAACUGAGGAAAAUUAAGGGAGAAGAGCUCCAUGGAAUGGAUAUAGAAGAAUUACGGAAACUAGAGAAAGUGCUUGAAGUAGGCUUGAGCCGUGUCGUAGAAACAAAGGGUGAAAGAUUUCUGGAAGAGAUCACUGUCCUUCAGCGAAAGGGAGCCCAACUGAUGGCAGAAAACCAACGAUUUAAACAGAUGGAGAAUAUGUUUAGCACUCAAACACAUGUACUUGAACAAGGUCGGUCAUCUGAGUCAAUCAGCAAUAUUUGCAACUCAUCUGAUCCUCCUCAAGACAAUGACAGUUCAGACACUUCUCUCAAGUUGGGACUCAAGGGUUUGCCCCUGAUCAGUCAUCCUGGGGUUUCAACCAGGAGAAGCAUUCAUGGUCCGAAAGGGUGGACCCUCAGAAAUAAAUGUGGCAUUAAAGUUAGAACCAGCUCAGCUAGAAGCCUAGAACAGUUACUCAAGGGUUUGCCCCUGAUCAUUCAUCCUGGGGUUUCAACCAGGAGAAGCAUUCAUGGUCCGGAAGGGUGGACCCUCAGAAAUAAAUGUGGCAUUAGAAUUUGCUGUAAAUUCUCUUGAGGUUGUGAACAUUUAAGUCAUCGGCCACAGUCGUUGUGGAGGCAUUCGUGCCCCUAUGAGCAUGCAAGAUGAAGUACAUGCCUACAGGAGCAUAUUUGAGGUAAUUAAAUAACAAUAUUAAUGCAGAAAUGUUUAUCGCUUGGCUAACACAGUGCAUUUUUUGCUUCACACGUUGAAUGGAUUAUUGAAGAUGCCCAGCAUUCUUUUAUAAACAGGACUGCCACUCUUCUGAAACUUUUUUUCCUUUAAAUUUCUCUUUUCCUUACCCAAUAAACAAAAGUUGAGGGCUUUUAUGACUAUUAUUAAAAUUUCCCUUUAGACAUGGUUAGAAUGCCUGCUAAUUCCUUAGAAAUGAGGCUAAAUCAGCUUUGCACAAAGGUUAUGCACGAGAUUCACAUAUGCAGGGGGUUAGAAAUACCAGGCAGUUUCUACUUGAAUGAAGGUCGUAGACAGAAUGGUGCUGAUCUUGGUAAGGGUGGGUCUUCAUUUGUGAGAAGUUUGUGUAAACCAAACAGCUCGUGCAGCUAAUGAAUGUUGCUCUGGAAAAGACAAUACGCAGAUUUAUAAAAAGUUCUUGCAUGUCGUGUCUAAGUCUCUUACACGAUCCUAUUACAGGAAUCAGUUAACCAUUCCCUGUUGAAACUGCUCACAUACCCAUAAAUAGAACAAAAUCUGGCUAAAGGAGAACUCUGUGCAUGGUGGCUGCUAUGACUUUGUUGACUUCAUUUGAGAAGUGGACACUGGAUUACUCUGGAAUAAUUAGUGGCCCUUUUCUCACUUGCACUCCCAAACACUCACGCUACUCAAAGAAAGUAACUCAAUCACAAAGCACACACAAGGCCACAAGGGGAGGGAGUGUGGAGAGGGAAGUGUAAGAGAGCUCUUUAACACUUGUAUUUCUCUUCUUUCACUCUUGCUUUGAAAUUUUCUGAUGCAUCGGUUAUAUAUACUAUUCCAUCUAUCCUCUCAAUUCCAACUACAUUUAUUUUCUAAACUUUUAUAUUUAUAAAAUCCCAGACAUAACUUCAAGAAACCCCCCACAUGCAUUUGUUGCAAUAUAUUUAACUUAUUAAACUCACAGUUAUUAAUGAAAUUUUAAUUAAAAACAAGUUUAAUUUCUAACGUCCCUCCUUAAACUUAUUUUCAUUAUCACUCCAAGUAAGGCUUGUAGCUUGUAGUUUGUAGAAGGUGUCAUACUUUAGUGGCUUAGUGAAGAUAUUUGCAAUAUGAUCAUGUGAUUUCAUGAACUCAAGUUGAACUUCAUUUCUAGCAAUACAUUCUCGAAUAAAAUGACACCCUUGUAUUGAUUUGCUUGCUUUGGUAGUGAAAGACUAGAUUCUUGGCAAGAGUUAGUGUUGAUUUAUUGUUUACAAAUAUCUUUGUAGCUUCUUCUUGUAGCUUUUGCAACUCCUUCAACAAACUUCUAAGCCAAGUUGCAUGACAAACACUAGAGGUAGCAGCGACGUACUUAGGUUUACUUCUUAGAAGUCGAUGUAAACACAGUAUCACCCAAAUAGAAUACAAAACCACUAGUACUCUUUUUUUAUCGUCCAUGUCUCUAGCUCAAUCACUAUCAUUAUCGCCAAUAAGGUGAAUUCUCUUCUCUAUCUUCUCCUUAGGAAUGGAAUUGCAAUGAAUCUCUUGUUGUGCGCUUGUUAGAGAUUUCUCAUUCUUCAUGUAAUUUGAAUGUUCUUCGUCUUUGAAGAUUUGUGGUGGAAUUUUCUGGAGGCAUUAAAGCUUAAAUCCAAUAAAACUUUGAUGGAAUAGAGUACUUGAAGUCUCUAGGGCUUUGAGUUGACUCCAGUAGAACUUUGAUAGUUGGAAGGAUGAUUUGGAUGAAUGUCUAUCAAAUUCAAAUAUCUAGAUGUAGAAGUUCUUUAGGGCUUUGGAGCUUGAUUUGAUAGAGCUUCGAAACUUGAAAUUAUUGAAAUUCUUGGAGGCUUCAGAACUCGAUUUUAGUAGAACUUUAAGGCUUGGAGGGAUUAAUGUUCUUCGUAUUUGAAGAUUUUGAUGUAGAAAUUGUUCGUGGCAUUGGAGCUGGAAUUUGACAGACCUUCAAUAGUUGAAAUUCUUGAAGUUCUUACAAGCUUUAGAGCUUGAUUCUAGCAGAGUUUUGAGACUUACGAAUGUCAUCCUACAAGAUCAAUGGGAGUCUCUAUUUAUAAGAAUUUUGAGAAGGUUUAAUGGCAUAUGAUUGACUCUGAUUGAUGACAUGUUUCAUAAUUUAAAUGGAGGGAGUUCUCAAAGAGACACAUGUACAUCGCCAUUUGAUUAGGCAAAUUGUCUUAAUUUAAAAUAACACAUGGUAGCAUUUAAUUAGACUACUUAUGACACUUUAAAUUAAAAUAUUAACAUGCGUUGGCAUGUGAUUGGCUUUCAGGUAUUCUUUGUAAUUUUUAUUCAAUGACAUUUGGAAUAUUUCAUUGGUUUUGAAUAAUGAUAGUGAGACCCAUUAAGUAGUA
Messenger RNA from Quercus robur (English oak), 3656 nucleotides. RefSeq names its product MADS-box protein SVP-like. Lineage: Eukaryota; Viridiplantae; Streptophyta; Magnoliopsida; Fagales; Fagaceae. The transcript is spliced from 13 exons. Bases 277 to 1194 code for a protein of 305 amino acids. Gene Ontology annotation, cellular component: nucleus. Gene Ontology annotation, molecular function: RNA polymerase II cis-regulatory region sequence-specific DNA binding; DNA-binding transcription factor activity, RNA polymerase II-specific; protein dimerization activity. The record is from RefSeq and is a predicted model, not a curated record. Gene Ontology annotation, biological process: positive regulation of transcription by RNA polymerase II.